Molecule: messenger RNA, 5519 nt
Organism: Ooceraea biroi (clonal raider ant)
Lineage: Eukaryota; Metazoa; Arthropoda; Insecta; Hymenoptera; Formicidae
Gene: Tbc1d8-9
Product: TBC1 domain family member 8/9
Biological process (GO): regulation of GTPase activity
Molecular function (GO): calcium ion binding; small GTPase binding; GTPase activator activity
Source: RefSeq, a predicted model, not a curated record
UGACGGCGCAGCUGAUCAACAAUUACGCGCUGACGGGGGAGAGUGGAGAGUCGAUCAGUCGUGCUCGCCAGCUCGCGCUCAUCCGUGUUUAUCUGUCUUGCGUGCAUCUUUUUCGCCGCCGUAUCGUCGUCGGGGCGGAAGGCGAUCUCCUCGGCAGAAUCGUGCACGCGCAGCGGCACGUCGUCGACCUGUCAGUGCCAUAUGUACCUCGUCGACAACGGUGGUCGAUAUGUGGGUGAAGCCACAGGAGGUGUUGCUCGCCAAUGCGUUCUGGAUUACUGAGCAGGAAACUGUAUAUUUUGUUUUACAACGUCGCAAAGGACAUGGAAAAGCUAAAGGUCUCACUUCCAUACUGGUCGGCACGUUGGACAGCGUUUUUGACACUAAACCACCACCCUUCAGAAUUCUUCAUCAGACGCCGUCGUCGGAGGUUUAUUGGGAAGUGGCAUGUUCCUUAACUCACGAGGAGAUCUUGCAAGAUUGGGAAUGGCUGCAUUCGAAUCUAAUGACCACUCUCACGUCGUUCGAUACCGAGGAGGAGAUUACGGAAUUCGUUUGCUGCAAAAUCCAAUCCAUAAUAGCGAACAGCAUCCCGGAUUCUCAAUUUGCGGACGGUAGAAUCGAGGAGGACCCGGAAUCUUUCAAAACUGUGUCUUUCAAGUUCCACCAAUUGUUCAAUAUUCCCAAAGAGGAUAAAUUGGUCAAUUAUUAUUCCUGCAGUUAUUGGAAAUCUCGAUUACCCAGACAAGGAUGGCUCUACUUAUCCGUAAAUCACAUGUGUUUUUAUGCCUAUAUACUAGCGAGAGAGACAAAAUUAACCGUAAGGUGGACAGACAUCGUCGAAUUAAGCAAAACUAACUCCCUCCUAGUUCCGGACAGUAUACGUGUUGUAACGCGCGACAAUAAAGAGCAUUAUUUUUCUAUGUUUCUACAUAAAUCAGAAACGUAUUCGUUGAUGGAACAACUGAUCAAUAUUGCGAUGAAAAGGCUUAUUGAUGAAAAAAGUGGAUUCAAUGAAGAUAGAGACCUAUUGAAUAAAUUAAGCAAAAAUGUGCCUAAGAAGCCAUCUUUCUUGAAGAGGGAUCUCGAUGCGCGAGCGCACUCGGAAGCGUACAGGCUUCAAUUCAGAUUGCCGGGCAAUGAGAAGCUGGACGGUAGCGUCGAUGCAACGUUGUGGACUCCGUACAACAAAAGAUACGUCUGGGGGAAGAUAUAUCUAUCACAGAAUUAUCUCUGCUUUGACAGUAGGGUCAGGAGACAAGUCAGCUUGGUUGUGCCGCUCAGAGAGGUGACGCUCGUCGAGUCGGCGGAGAAUCAGUCCAACGCGGGCGCGGACAAGUCCAUACUGGUCACCACCGCGCGCUCGUCGUUCCUGUUCGCGCAGAUACACGACAGGGACUUCGUCGUGCAAAAAAUUUCCGAGCUCCUGGCGAGAUCCAAGCUUAAUUACAUAGCCAGGGACGGCGUGUGUUCCCCGAAUUCGUCGAGCAGCGGCAUCAGCAACUGCGAGGAAGUGAAGUGUACGGAAUGGAGGCCGCAGCCACCGUUGAUGACGCUGUUCAAGACCACGCUGAGCCCCGAGGCCGCGCUGAAGCAGGAGGCGAAGGAGAAGCAGUGGGAACUUCACUUCGCGGAGUACGGGAGGGGUCUCACGAUGUACAGGACUACGGAGACGGCGAAACUCGUCAUUCAGGGAAUUCCGCAGGCUCUCAGGAGCGAAAUUUGGCUUACCUUCUCCGGCGCCUUAAAUGAGAAGGCAAUGAAUCCAGAUUUAUAUAGGUCGCUGGUCGAGCAAUCCCUUGGUAAAUCGUGUCAAGCGAACGAAGAGAUUGAAAGGGAUUUGCACAGAUCGUUACCGGAACAUCCAGCUUUCCAAUCCGAUACUGGAAUCAGCGCGCUGCGGAGGGUACUCUCCGCUUACGCGUGGCGAAAUCCUCAAAUCGGUUAUUGUCAGGCGAUGAAUAUAGUAGCUUCAGUUUUACUAAUCUACUGCUCGGAGGAAUCAGCAUUCUGGCAGUUAUGUAACGUUUGCGAAUCGUUAUUACCUGAUUACUAUGAUCGGCGAGUAGUCGGCGCCCUCGUUGAUCAAGGUCUGUUGGAGGAGCUCGCUGCCGAGCAUUUGCCAAUUUUACACGCCAAGUUACAGGAGCUCGGCUUAAUUAAAGUUAUCUCGCUGUCUUGGUUCCUGACUAUAUUCCUAAGCGUAAUGCCGACCUGCAGUGCCGUGAACAUCAUGGACUGUUUCUUCUACGAUGGAGCGAAAGUGAUUUUUCAGAUAGCAUUGACAGUGCUGGAGUGGAAUCAAGACAAGUUGCUCAACUGCCGCGACGAUGGGGAAGCUAUGCAGCUGUUGACGGACUAUCUUGGUGGCGUUUACAACGAUGAGGGCCCGAUAUUUCCACGACCGGUUGACAGUACAUCACCCAAUAGGAGUAUAUCUGUCCAGACAUUAAUCUACGAAGCGUACUCGAGGUACGGAUCCCUGACGAUUGGAUGGAUAGAGAGAUUGCGGCUGAAGCACAGAUUGAGAGUGGUCCAGAGCCUCGAGGAUGGAAUCGAAAAGAACGUCAUCCGAAGCGUCAUUGUGGAUAACUACAUGAAAAUGGAGGAAUUGCAGGAAUUGUUGAGCCUGGUGAGGGAAGAGCUGAUGAGUCAACGGAAAUCCGAGCCCGAUCGCUACGAUCCGACUCAGCCGCCGUACGAAGCGUACAAAGUGGAUUUCGACUUGUUCAGGAUACUAUUCGGUGGCCUGUCCCCGUGGGGAAAGUGCACCCAAGCUGAAUCUCUUUCCGCGCGAUUAUUCCGCCUGAUGGACCGCAAUCGUGACGGGCUGCUGAACUUCCGGGAGCUGGUGCAAGCCAUAGGAAUGACAGCGACAGCCGACUUGACGCAACGACUGAAGCUGUUGUACACGUUGCACCUACCGCCGCUUCUCACGCCUGCUGACUUCGAGUCACCGACGCAUUCCGCGGACGGUGCCGAGAUGGCAGCGGAAGCUACGGAUUUCUUCGACAGCAUGGAGCAGAGCGUGGCCUCGCUGGAGAUGCCGGUCAGCGUGGCGGAGGAACCUACCGCGGGCACCCUGUCGCGAUCCACGAGCCUCAACAGCCAGCAGGGUGACCAAUCGUGGGAGAUCCAGAGCAUGGGCAGCCUGCGCUCGAUGAUCGCGUCGAAGGACAGUCCGCUUGACCUCAAAACCGUGCCAAAAAUGUCUCAGGGACAUUUCAUAGCGUUGUGGAAGACCCUCUACGACAUGUUCCCCGCGCAGCCCGAGGAACAGGAGACGUAUCAUUGUAUCGCCUCCAUAGGUACCCUCCUGCUGCAACUGGGAGACGUCGGCAAGAAGUUCUAUGUGGAGAGAGAGGAAUCGGAAGACAGCUUGCUUCUGGCUGCUUCCGCGGCUCAACAGGCCUCCUCGGUUGUCGAGAGGUCACCCGACCGUAACGGAAACCCACCGAGCAUAACGUCGUCCGCCGAUCCCGACUGGUCGAUAACCGUCGAGCAGUUUCUGGCGUCCGCCUUGACCGGCCAGGCGAUAGUGGACUUCUUCAGCAAGCGGGCCAAUCUGAUGGAAGCUAUGACGACGCUGAAGAAUCGAAGGUUCAAUCGAGUCCAUUCCCUGUCGGACACACCGACUCUGAACGGAUGACACGCGGUGAUUAACGUGUAAGAGAAUAGCAACACUUUUUUCCUAUAAACGGCUAUAGAUAGAUUGACGGAAAAGUGGACGGAAAAUUAUUUCAGGGUAUUCAUACAUUGCUGUAUUAAUCAUAUCUUUAUUUGAGAAGAUAUAUUGCAAAAAUAAUUCAUCAUACGGUGCAUACAAUCGCGCGCGCGCGCGUGUGUGUGUGUGUGUGUGUAUAUAUAUAUAUAUAUAUAUAUACGUGCAAUUAUUAUUUUAGUACACGCGAUUCGCGUCCUAACGAUACGAUUUAUUUCAUAUCAUAAUAAUAACUGUUUUCCAUUCAUUUUUGAAAAUUUUCUGACAUCGCGGCAUAUGUUUAAUAUUAAUAUUGGCCUAUCUUAAUAAUCGUGUGUCUGGAAAGUGUGCGCGUCGGCGAGAUAAAUACUCAGGGUAAAAUUUUGCAAGCAGUUCCAGUACUUUAAGAUUAUCUACGCGAGAAUUUUCAUACAAUUAAUAAAUUGACGCGACGCAUAAAUAUUCCUAAGGACUUAUAUGGAAGUACCAUACAGUGAAACGUUUUCCAGACACACUGUUAUCUCGGGAAAAUUAUAUCAAAACGAUAACGAGGAACGUGUGUAGUGAUAAGUAUUGAACAUAUGUCUAUAGGCUCGUUACAUUCUAAGCUUGCUUUAUAUCGUUAAACAUUGUUAUUGCAUAUAAAUAUUAUCAAGCAUUGACAUAUUUUUUAAGUAUUACUUGCUUAAUUAUUAUUAAGAGACAAACGAAACUCUUGAAUAUGAAAUUGAAGGUUUAAAACUUGCUUAGAGCGGUGCAUCCAUGUAAAAAAUUAUAACACAACGUUGCGGACCUAGCGAAGUAGUGAGGAGAAAAUUUACUCUUUCUUCAGAAACAAUUUCAUAUUGCAAACCUUUGCUUAUAUCCAUGGCAAAUUCUAGCAAAAAGAAAAUACCUCGAUAUGAAUAAUAGUAAUCUCAAGCAUGUUAUCUCAAAUGAGCGCAAGUAAACAUGCAGAAGAUUUUCUCUUAUAAAUCAUAAUUGCAACAUUAAAAUUUGCAUGAACUUUUUAAGCUUUUUUUUUAAGCAGAAAGAAGCAUAGAAUUAAUAAAAUUUACUUUAUUCAAUCAACUUAAUAUACGUAAAAAUAAAUCAAUCUGUAUGUGUACUCAAACGAGAUAACAUACCGUAAUUUUGAUAUGCAGUAUUACCCGACCCUCGAUUGUUGCCUUCCAAUAAUUCAUUUGUAAAAAUAUUAGAAGUUAUGAUUCUCUGUGCAAUUAUAUCCAGUGUAUAAGCCAGAAAACUCUCAUUCGAUGGAAAGAAAACAGAUUAACGAGAGAAAGAAAAAUGUUCUUGAAGUCUCUAUAAUACAAAAGCUUUUUCGGUCUAUUCAACUUCCAACUUAUGUAUACACAAGAUAACAUAAAACGAAGUAAUCUGAAAAAAACAGCUUUAGGAACAACCAUAAUCGUAGGAAAUUGUAUCGUACAUAAGAUUAUCUAAACACAUUAGCCUCUCUUUCUUAAAAGGAUUUCGUGAAAUAUUCGAUAAUCCGUGAUAAAGCGCUGAACAACUUCGUCCCCUUCUGGAUAAAAGUAUUGAUACAUACAUAUAGAAUUUAAUCGAUCGGAGUCUAAUCGAUCACGAUUCAUCGAGAACGGCCAAUUUCUAUUUGUAUAUGGCACAACGCAAUUAUAUACAUACCUUAGCGAUAAUUUUUAUUUUUAUAUAACUAGUAUUUUUUUUCACGAGCAUAAUUUUAUGAGCGUGAUGCGCGAGCGGUACUAUAUAUGUACAUGGCAUCGGACCUGUGUAGACGAAUCUUAUUAUACAUCAAUGUAUUAUAUGUGUAUAUAAAUAUAUUUCAUACUUAUAA